Messenger RNA from Strongylus vulgaris, 246 nucleotides. Lineage: Eukaryota; Metazoa; Nematoda; Chromadorea; Rhabditida; Strongylidae. The record is from the annotation of a GenBank genome assembly.
AUGGCCGUAUGGGAAGGGAGAGAGUACAGUGCCGCUCACGAAGACUGGUGGACUGGCACGAAACAAGGUGCAAAUGUGGACGAGUUUGUAAUCGCACGCAUACCACGUGGCAAUGGGAAAUGUCAACGCUUUCCAAUGUUCUUUUUUCCGCUUUCUUUUAUCGCAAAGAACACGAUGAUCGAGUGUCGCAACAUCUUUUUCCCCUGCGACAAUCAUACGUCCUUCACGAUGGUAUGCGGACCUUGA